AUGAACUGGACAGGAGGUCGCCUGCGGCGUCAGUCACGCAAUCGACCUGAUUCUAUUUCAAAAAUUCAGAAACAACACUUCGCCCGUGCGCGCAUCAAGCAACAAGAAUCCCGUCAGAAGACGCGGAUUGCUUCAAUUGAGAAGCCUUCCUUUGUCUUCAACUCAAGAAAGUCCGGCGAGUCGUCUCAUUUUAUUGCCGAUAACCAGUCUACCCAAUCGUUUGCUCGUAUGGAUCAAACCUUUCAAAGUUCGAAGCUGAGACAAAAUCAAGCAAACUCGUCAGAUACUAGUGGGUAUUUUGGAGCUGGAAAUAGGGAUUUAGAGACACAAUCGAGCACUGCCUAUGUCGAUCUCCUCAAAAAGUAUCUUCUCGACCAGAAAGACUGGGUGGGUCUUUCACCGACACGUCCGUUGCAAAUGAAAUUCAUCCCAAUCGAAGAGAAAGAAAGGAUAGGAAAGAGACGAAAAUUAUCCAGAGAAGAUGAAGUAAGAAAAACCGCCAUGACCAAACAUGCUACGAGCCUUGCACAUAUAUCUUCACAUGCGGACAGACCACAAUCAGGCGGAGGCCGUCAUGAUGGGACAGAUUGGAAUCUAAAGAUUCAUAUCAGUAGUCCUCAGAGAAUGAGAAGGACUCAGGAGUACUCUGAGUCGCCGAUCAGGUCAAUGUCGUCAGACACGAUGCUUUCUGCGUUUGGAGAAGCAAAUGAAGGAGACAGUUUUCCAGAGCAAAAGGAGCGGGACAGUCGUGUGCAGUCCAACAGGGAAAACGAGCUUGUUACAAACAGCUUCGUUCACGGUCCUGACAGUCAAAGCUGUUCAGCUCAGGAUUGCGACAACACCGCUGAUCUAGCAGAAACUGAAGCUCGUAUACGGAGCUCACCUAUAGCCGUGCUGCAUCGAUUUACCUUGGAUGACCAAGUUUUAGCGGAACGUUUGGCGAACUCCCAGAUGGAAGCGGAAUCUCCAAGGAGUCAUCGAUCCGAUAAUUACUCUAUAAUGCUUAGCCAUGAAUUGCAGAGGCACCAUGGCACAUUCGAAAACGAAAUACUUCUCGGUUCCAGUCCUGGAAUUAAUUCUGACAAUAGACAUACAAAUCUCAGUGGUUCCCAUGAGAGUUAUCCCACAGAUUCAGACACGUUGCCGAAAACACAAAAGAUUCAAAGACAGCUCCCACCGAGCCAGCCUCAGAUGGAUAAAAGUCUAUUCUCCGAAAAUCAAUUUCAAACUCUGAGAGUCACUAGCAGCUUUUCAACUGUACCUGAAUCAGUGUUUAAUCCCAAAGAACCUACGACGCUCUUCGGCCAGAAAUUAUAUUCCUUAUCACCGAAGCCUUUUGAUAAGGACUCAAAAUCAACCACAUCAGAGCGUCCGUUUCUGUCCAAGAAACAUGGCUAUCAUAUAGCUCCGCCGAAUGUUCAACCGGUUGAGACACCAAGGGUGCAUCAGACCUCGGUAUUGAAAUCUGUGACGGGGACUCGUCCAACCUCGGAGUCCCGCUUCCCUAAUCUUUGGACACCACGCCGCGCCGCAACCCGGCUCAGUCCUUAUAAUGAGAUAUGUCAAAGAGUUGAGAUUCCAACAUCACCGGUUGUAUCACAUCGGUGGCCGUCUCCUUUCAUCAGCACUUUGUCACAAGGCAGUUAUCGCGCAAGACAACCCCUAACUACAGCAAAAAGUAGUCUCAGCAAAAUCUUCAAAGAUACCAGGGCUAUUGAUGGAUAUGAUGAUGGUAUCCAUGCUCCCGUUUUCAAUACUCCGUUUCGUCGGUUUUGA
Molecule: messenger RNA, 1776 nt
Organism: Talaromyces marneffei
Lineage: Eukaryota; Fungi; Ascomycota; Eurotiomycetes; Eurotiales; Trichocomaceae
Exons: 3
Coding region: 1-1776 (591 amino acids)
Source: RefSeq, a predicted model, not a curated record